UGAAGGCGCCUCACUUGCCAGCCCGGUACGCUGCGUCUGCGUCUUAGACCGUAGUUUGCGUCCCGCUCCGGUAGCGCAGCCGACCCGGACCUGCCCUGCUGCUGCGCGUCUGACGUCCCGCCCCUUCUCCCCUCCGAUCCCCGCCUCCUGACGCCGGGCGUGACGUCACCACGCCGGGCGGCCGCCAUUACAGAGAGCCGCGUUCCGGAGCUAGGGCAAACGGAGGAGGCGCAGCGGCCGGCGGCCGAGCACUGUGGGAGAGAGCCAGCGGGUCAGCGCAGAGCAACCGUCAGUGGCCAGAGAAGUCUUUCGGGAGCCGAAGACGGUGUGUGCGUGUGGCCCGUGUGCGGGCGGCGGCGCGGGAGGAGCGAGGAGCGGCAGCCGGUUCGGGUGGGUGGCAUCAUGGACGAGAAGGUGUUCACCAAGGAGCUGGACCAGUGGAUCGAGCAGCUGAAUGAGUGCAAGCAGCUGUCCGAGUCCCAGGUCAAGAGCCUCUGCGAGAAGGCUAAAGAAAUCCUGACGAAAGAAUCCAACGUGCAGGAGGUUCGAUGUCCAGUCACUGUCUGUGGAGAUGUGCACGGGCAAUUUCAUGAUCUCAUGGAACUGUUUAGAAUUGGUGGCAAAUCACCAGAUACAAAUUACUUGUUUAUGGGAGAUUAUGUUGACAGAGGAUAUUAUUCAGUUGAAACAGUUACACUGCUUGUAGCUCUCAAGGUUCGUUAUCGUGAACGCAUCACCAUUCUUCGAGGGAAUCAUGAGAGCAGACAGAUCACACAAGUUUAUGGUUUUUAUGAUGAGUGUUUAAGAAAAUAUGGAAAUGCAAAUGUGUGGAAAUACUUUACAGAUCUUUUUGACUAUCUUCCUCUCACUGCCUUGGUGGAUGGACAGAUCUUCUGUCUACAUGGUGGCCUCUCGCCAUCCAUAGAUACACUGGAUCACAUCAGAGCCCUUGAUCGCCUACAAGAAGUUCCCCAUGAGGGUCCAAUGUGUGACUUGCUGUGGUCAGAUCCAGAUGACCGUGGUGGUUGGGGUAUAUCUCCUCGAGGAGCUGGUUAUACCUUUGGGCAAGAUAUUUCUGAGACAUUUAAUCAUGCCAAUGGCCUCACAUUGGUGUCUAGAGCUCACCAGUUGGUAAUGGAGGGAUAUAACUGGUGCCAUGACAGGAAUGUAGUGACGAUUUUCAGUGCUCCAAACUAUUGUUAUCGUUGUGGUAAUCAAGCUGCAAUCAUGGAACUUGAUGAUACUCUAAAAUACUCUUUCUUGCAGUUUGACCCAGCACCCCGUAGAGGCGAGCCACAUGUUACUCGUCGUACUCCAGACUACUUCCUGUAAUGAAAUUUUAAACUUGUACAGUAUUACCAUGAACCAUACAUUGACCUAAUGGAAAUGGGAAGAGCAACAGUAACUCCAAAGUGUCAGAAAAUAGUUAACAUUCAAAAAACUUGUUUUCACACGGACCAAAAGAUGUGCCAUAUAAAAAUACAAAGCCUCUUGUCAUCAACAGCCGUGACCACUUUAGAAUGAACCAGUUCAUUGCAUGCUGAAGCGACAUUGUUGGUCAAGAAACCAGUUUCUGGCAUAGCACUAUUUAUAGUUACUUUUGCUUUCUCUGAGAGACUGCAGAUAAUAAGAUGUAAACAUUAACACCACGUGAAUACAAUUUAACUUCCAUUUAGCUAUAGCUUUAUUCAGCAUGACUGUAGAUAAGGAUAGCAGCAAACAAUCAUUGGAGCUUAAUGAACAUUUGUAAAAAUAAGUACCAAGGCUUCCCCUCUACUUGUGAGUUUUGAAAUUGUUUAUUUCAGGGAUACCAUUUAAUUUAAUUAUAUGAUUUGUCUGCACUCAGUUUAUUCCCUUCUCAAAUCUCAGCCCCAUGUUGUUCUUUGUUAUUGUCAGACCUGGUGAGUUGUUCUGAACAGAACUGUUUUACCCCCUCCUGUAAGAUGAUGUUAACUGCACAAGAGCACUGCAGUGUUUUUCAUAAUAAACUUGUGAACUAAGAA
Nycticebus coucang (slow loris) is the source of this 2003-nucleotide messenger RNA. RefSeq names its product protein phosphatase 2 catalytic subunit alpha (gene PPP2CA). The transcript is spliced from 7 exons. Gene Ontology annotation, molecular function: protein serine/threonine phosphatase activity. Gene Ontology annotation, cellular component: cytosol. The record is from RefSeq and is a predicted model, not a curated record. Lineage: Eukaryota; Metazoa; Chordata; Mammalia; Primates; Lorisidae. The coding region runs from base 403 to 1332 and encodes 309 amino acids. Gene Ontology annotation, biological process: peptidyl-serine dephosphorylation; mitotic cell cycle.